UCAACAACACUCAAGUACAGCUUCACAGUGAGAUGGGUAUGUAUCAGAUCUUCAUCACCGCGGUGUUGGUUGGAGCCGUCAGUUUCUUCCCGGAGACGGCAGAAGCGGCCGUGAUGGGACCGUCGAUGCAGAAGCUGACGUGGCAUUACUACAAAGUUUACAACACUUGCGAGAAUGCCGAGAACUUUAUAAGGCACCAAGUUGAGAUAGUUUACAAGAAGGAUAAGAGCAUUGCUCCUAAGCUCCUUCGUCUCCUCUACUCCGACUGCUUCGUCUCCGGAUGCGAUGCAUCGGUUCUUCUAGAAGGUCCGAACUCAGAGAGAAUGGCGCCACAAAACAGAGGACUUGGAGCAUUCGUGAUCAUAGACAAAAUCAAAAUAGUCUUGGAACAAAGAUGUCCCGGUGUUGUCUCUUGCGCCGAUAUUCUUAAUCUUGCAACUCGGGAUGCCGUCCAUUUGGCUGGUGCACCAUCUUAUCCUGUGUUCACCGGCAGAAGAGAUGGCUUGACGUCGGAUAAGCAAAACGUGGACUUACCGUCACCAUCCAUCUCAUGGGACCAAGCCAUGGAUUACUUCAAAUCUAGAGGCUUGAGUGUUCUUGACAUGGCUACACUUCUAGGAUCGCAUACAAUGGGGAGAACACAUUGCAGCUAUGUCGUUGAUCGUCUCUACAAUUACAACAAAACCGGUACACCAAGCCCGACUAUGAACAAGUCUUUCCUGUCUGAAAUGGCAAAGCAAUGUCCACCAAGAACGAGGAAAGGCCAAACCGAUCCACUGGUGUACCUAAACCCGGACUCAGGCUCAAACCACAGCUUCACAAACUCAUACUACUCAAGAAUUCUAUCAAACAAAUCUGUACUUGAAGUAGAUCAACAACUGCUUUACAAUGAUGACACAAAGCAAAUUUCUGAGGAAUUUGCAGCUAGUUUUGAGGAUUUUCGGAAAUCCUUUGCUCUUUCGAUGAGCAAGAUGGGAGCGAUAAAUGUGUUAACUAAAACGGAAGGUGAGAUACGAAGAGAUUGCAGGCGUAUUAACUAAACACAAAAAGCACAGUCUCUCUCUGAUCUCUGUGCUUGCAAGACGAAUAAAAAAUAGAAGGUAUAAACAGGAAACAACAACGGGGAAAAAUAUUGAAAUAUUUAUGUUUCAGAUAUAUAAAUUUGUUGUCAUUUAUUACAUUGUAAUCGCCGUGAAAAAGGCUUCUCUAUAGCUAAAGGAGACCGAUUCUUUUUGUGUUUCUAAAGAGUAAAAAAAUUUGUUUGCUUCUGAUAUUCACAUAAGUAUAAAGGGUAUGCAGUCAAAAUAGUUCCCGCACAAAAGAGAGAGGAGAUUUUAUUUGUCUAACCUCUUUGGUUAUGAGUCUUAGACUCUCAGUUUGUGAAGUACCAAGCGAUUGAAUUGCACAAACUUCUCAAUAUCUUGCUACUUCCAUCCUGCUAGCU
This is a messenger RNA of Camelina sativa (false flax), 1444 nucleotides long. RefSeq names its product putative peroxidase 26. Gene Ontology annotation, biological process: hydrogen peroxide catabolic process; response to oxidative stress. The record is from RefSeq and is a predicted model, not a curated record. NCBI's taxonomy places the organism in Eukaryota, Viridiplantae, Streptophyta, Magnoliopsida, Brassicales, Brassicaceae. Gene Ontology annotation, molecular function: heme binding; peroxidase activity.